Molecule: messenger RNA, 1236 nt
Organism: Maylandia zebra (zebra mbuna)
Lineage: Eukaryota; Metazoa; Chordata; Actinopteri; Cichliformes; Cichlidae
Source: RefSeq, a predicted model, not a curated record
AUGAACUCUGAGUACGAGGAUAGCUCCGCGUUAUCCCCCGUGGAAUCUGGGGACGAGGAGGAAGAGGUAUCAGAGGCAGAAACAGAGCAGCUGGGGUCCAGUUCCGACUCGGAUGAAGAUGAAAACGAAGAGAAAAUUGAUGAAACAGCAUGGACGUCAAAAAAUGGAAAAAUAUCUUGGUCUCCCACAAACGCUGAGACGUUCCGCUACAUCCCAGCAGCCACUGGUCUGACCCCGGGACCUACACGCUAUGCCACUCUCCGAAUCGUUGACCCCAUAUCCAGCUUCGCGCUGUUUCUAACGGAUGAGAUCGUGAAGCAUAUUGUGUCCAUGACAAACCUGCAUGGGAAUCGCAAAAUUCCCGGCUGGCGAGAUAUAGACGCAGAGGAGUUUCGGGCUUAUGUGGGGCUGCUCGUUUUGUCCGGUGUUUACAGGUCAAAACACGAAUCAACGAAGAGCCUCUGGAGUGAAAAAUGGGGACGGAGCAUUUUCCGGGCUACGAUGUCCGAGAAGAGGUUUCACCACAUCAGCAGAGCACUGCGGUUCGAUGAUAAGCUAUCCCGCCCCCCACGCCGUGUUGACAAGAUGACUCCCUUCCGCAAAGUCUGGAAUAUGUGGACGCACCGCCUGGAGAUGCUGUUCAGCCCAGACAGAGAUCUCUGUGUGGAUGAACAACUCGUCGCGUUCAAAGGCAGGUGUAGCUUCAGGCAGUACAUGCCAAAGAAGCCGGCCAAAUAUGGUAUCAAGAUUUGGGCAGCCUGUGAUGUCAAAACAUCCUACGCAUGGAGACUGCAGGUGUACACGGGCAAAGCAGCUCCAGAUCGUGUUGAAGUCAACCAGGGGAUGAGGGUGGUCCUGGACAUGACAGAGGGGCUCCAGGGACACGUCGUCACCUGUGAUAAUUUUUUCACUUCCUGUGCACUGGCAGAUGAGCUACUCAAGAGGAAAAUGGCCCUGGUUGGCACAAUUCGCCAAAACAAGCCUGAGCUUCCACCUCAUUUGCUCCAGGCAAAAAAGAGAGAGAUCUUCUCCUCCAUCUUCGCUUUUACAAACACCCACACACUUGUGUCUUACAUCCCCCGACGGGGCAAGAAUGUGCUGCUACUAAGCACAAAACACCGCCGCCCAGACGUGAGCAAAGAAGGGAAGAGAAAGCCUGUAAUAAUCGAAGAUUACAACAAAUGCAAAGGAGGUGUCGACAACCUUGAUAAGCUUAAAACCCUCAGAGGUCCUUAG